Molecule: messenger RNA, 2329 nt
Organism: Zootermopsis nevadensis
Lineage: Eukaryota; Metazoa; Arthropoda; Insecta; Blattodea; Termopsidae
Source: RefSeq, a predicted model, not a curated record
AACCACCGUGAUGAAAAUGACUACAGACUUUGCUUUUUCUAGUUCAAAAUGUCGACAAUGGCUCGCUACACACAUAAUGCAAUUCCCGACGGCCUUCACAUAGUGUUUGUUAAGUACUUUGUGAAACCGUUGUAUCUGGAAAUAGGCCGCUGUACACGUUUUAUUAUUGAUACAUAAUAGAAAAUAAGUUCUGGACUGAUACAUCAAUAUGCUUUGUGAGGGGCUUCUGGAAGAAACGACAUAUGUCAAAAUAGAACUUUUGAGAAAUAAAACAAAGGCAUAUAUGCCCUCUGAACCUGCCAAAAAAAAAUUAUUUUGAAUUAAUUCAUUUACAUAUGUUGCAAAUUAGGAAUAUAGUUACAGUUAUGCAGACAAAAAUAAAUGGACUUUAAAAUUGUUUUAUUAGUCAUAUGUGAUGCGAAAGUAGAUAAAUUCAUAGCACUGUUGAGCAGAAUUUACCUCCACUGUACUCAUCUUUACUGGUAGGAGCAUAACAGUCUUGCUUAACAUAUCAGAAUGUUGGCACAAAAAUUUUUAAGAUGUUAUGUAAAGUCAAGGAUGGCAAAUGGAUCUCACAACAAAUUCUUUUAUUUAUUAGCAAAUUCUGGUGCAAUAUGUUUCAGAAAUACAAAGUCAUCAUUAGGGUCUGUAGAUAUUAUACUACAAUGAAAAUAUUCACCUUCUAAACCCAUUUAGUGCCAGAAAUACAAACACACUAAUGAAUGACCUUAAGCAAAUACAUGCUGAUAAAAACCUCUACUUAUGCUCCUUUAACAUAAGCAGUGUGUACACUAAUAUCCCACUGCAUGAAAUACUUCAAAUUAUUCAGUAUGCACUGCAUCUAAUGCUACAAAAUCAUGUCAUUUGAUGUAUUAUAUGACCUUUUAAUUAAUGAAUCAUUAGGUAAAAGUUCAAGAAUGUAGGAGUUAAAGUCUUACGUAGGACAAAUGGAAACUGUCUUGUGCUUCUUAUUAGAAAACGUAUUUUGUUCCAAUAAGAAUGGCAUCUGGUCCUGGGGAUUAUACUGAGCACCUGUUACAAAACGUUCAUGAAGACAUUGUGCCUCCCACUACAGAUGGCACUACUACAUUAAUUCAAGGAUCAUAUCAGUAUUAUCAUUAUGGCUGUGAUGGUCUGAAUGACAGGGGCUGGGGUUGUGGCUACCGCACUCUGCAAACCAUUUGUUCAUGGAUUGUAGAUACUAUGCGACACUCCUCUGCAGUGCCCAGCAUCCUCGCCAUUCAGCAGGUGUUAAUUCAUCUGGAGGACAAACCUUCAAAUUUUGUGGGAUCUCGUGAUUGGAUUGGCAGCUUUGAGGUAUGCUUGGUUCUGGAUCAUCUUUAUGGUGUAUUAUCAAAAAUAAUUCAUGUGACUAAAGGUUCAGAUUUGCAUCAUCAUAUACCAUCCUUAGUAGAACAUUUCAAUAAAUAUGGAAGCCCUCUUAUGAUGGGUGGUGAUCAGGAUUGUUCUGCAAAGGCCGUGGUGGGAGUACAUUCUUCUGACAGUGACACUUACCUUCUAAUUGUGGAUCCGCAUUACAUCGGCAAAGCAAGAAAUUGCCACGAAUUGCAAAAGAUGGGCUGGGUCAAAUGGCAACAUACAAAUGAGUUUGUACACGGCUCUUUUUAUAAUAUUUGCCUUCCUCAACUUGUACACCGGAAGUGCUGAUACCAGUGGAGCUGUAAACAAUGUCCACAUAAAGCUGAUGAAAGUAAAGAAUGGUCACAGGAAUCAAGUAAGAAACAUCGUUACUAUCGUGAGAAUUUUGUUUGUAAUUUUAAAUCAAACCAGCCUUAAAUAAAGUGGAGAAAAAGAGAGUAGAAUUAGGAGGCAUAGUAUAUGCAAGCAUAAAUCUAAAUAUUUUUCAUCUGCGUUUGGCACCAAGUGUCUUUUCAAAGUGUAGACAGUUUUGUUUGUAUGCAUGAUUUUAUAUAUCAAUACACUACGCAAUAUGCAAGGUUUUAAGAUGCAAAGGGCAAUGUUAGAAUAUUUCUGUGACAAACCACCCUGGGGCUGUGACAUUUAGAUGGUUUUUAAAUACCUGGCAGGGUGAACACUUCAGUCUUUCAGUACCCAGAGUUUGUUCUCUGUAACCAGUCAUGGUUGUCAGACUGCCCAUAGUUCCCUUUCUUCCCUUCCUUGGGGUUGGCUAUACAGUGAAAGGGAAAGAAUGAGAAGAUCAGAGGCCAGCUUGAAGGGUCGCUAUAGUCACAUUACUCUCACGGAAUAUGUUGACCCACCCAAGUGAUUAUCUGUUGUGGCAUGUUCAACCCCGUUGGAGGUCUAAAUCAGUACUGUACAUUAAGUUGUUGAGUGAGCAUUUCCUUUC